Cynara cardunculus var. scolymus (artichoke) is the source of this 1897-nucleotide messenger RNA. Its product is annotated as sorting and assembly machinery component 50 homolog B-like. The transcript has 4 exons. The coding region runs from base 85 to 1680 and encodes 531 amino acids. The record is from RefSeq and is a predicted model, not a curated record. Gene Ontology annotation, biological process: protein insertion into mitochondrial outer membrane. NCBI's taxonomy places the organism in Eukaryota, Viridiplantae, Streptophyta, Magnoliopsida, Asterales, Asteraceae. Gene Ontology annotation, cellular component: outer membrane; SAM complex.
CUGUCUAAUUCUAACCCCUCUCUUUCAUCGCUCUCAACUUGGACUGCAUCAAACCAAUAACACCACACAACAGCUAAAUCGAACAUGGUGAAAGAAGAUAAUCCAAUUUCACAAGUAGACGAAGACGAAGACGAGAAGGAAUCAUCAAAUGGAGGCGAGGAGGAGGAAGAAGAUGAUUUUGAUGAAGAUGAAGAUGAAGAUGAAGAUGAGGAAGAAGAAGAACAACAACUACCAGUAACGUCAGAAUCGAGAAUGCGAGCCGAAAGGGCAAGAAUGGAAGGAAUUUUUCACCGGAUUUCGUCGGAGAGAGUUCCGCUCAGAGUCCAUGAUGUGUUGAUCAAAGGAAACAACAAGACUAAAGAAUCGUUGAUCGAAGCUGAAGUUGAAGCCCUAAAAAACGCCACUUCAGUCCAAGAGCUGCUUCAAGCGGCGACCAUAGCCAAUGCGAGGCUUCAAAAACUCGAUAUUUUCGAUUCCGUAAAUAUCACGCUUGAUUCGGGCCCACCUGAACUGCCGGGGACUUCUAAUGUGAUUGUUCAAGUUGUUGAGUCGAAAAACCCUCUCACUGGUGAUAUCGGCAUUUUUACCAAACCGGAGGCUAAAUCUUGGUCACUUGAGGGAUCACUCAAGCUUAAAAACUUAUUUGGGUAUGGAGAUCUCUGGGAUGGUUCUUUGUCUUAUGGCUGGGACCAAACAUCCGAAGUUAGUGCUGGUGUGUCUUUGCCAAGAUUCAUGAGAUUGCUUACUCCUGUUAUGGCUCGUGUCUCCCUGCUUUCUCAAGAUUGGCUGAAGUUCUCCUCUUACAAGGAGCAAGCAUUGGGCCUAUCUCUUGGCCUACUAUCAACUAAAAAUCAUGACCUAGCAUAUAAUAUCUCUUGGCGCACCUUGACCGACCCAUCACAAAUGGCUUCUAAGUCGAUAAGGAGGCAGCUUGGGCAUGGCUUACUAUCACAUCUGAAGUACACAUUUAAGAUUGAUAGGAGGAACUCAUCUCUCAGACCAACGAGAGGGUUUGCUUUUGUUUCUACUUCUCAACUAGGUGGCAUUUUUCCUGAUUAUCGAAGCUUGCGUUUUAUCCGCCAGGAGGUUGAUCUUCGUUAUGCUUUGCCCUUGGGUUUUGCCGGUGCUGCACUGAACUUUGGAGUUGCUGGUGGUGUUCUUUUUCCAUGGGGGAAUGGAUUCUUGAAUACACCUGCAUCUUUACCUGAUCGAUUCUUCUUGGGUGGGAACUCUUCUCCUGUUUGCACAUUAGGCGGACCCACAUCGUUAUUGGGUUUCAAGACUAGGGGACUGGGCCCAAGUGAGCCAAAACGACAAGUCAAAACAAACUCUGAAGAUACGAAUUCCGAUACUUCUGAAAGAGAUUUUCUUGGUGGAGACCUUGCUGUUACAGCCUUUGCAGACCUUUCUUUUGAUCUCCCAUUGAAGGUGUUGAGAGAUUCUAAUAUUCAUGCACACGCGUUUGCUUGUGCUGGGAGUCUAACCAAAUUAACAGAGAACGCAUUUCAAGAUUUUUCUUUCCAGAAGUACCGUGAUUCAUUCCGUAGCUCGGCAGGCUUUGGGCUUAUUGUACCAACAAAGUUGUUUCGCAUGGAGGUGAACUACUGCUACAUAGUGAGACAACAUGAAGAGGAUCGAGCAAAGACUGGUGUGCAGUUUAGCUUUUCUUCACCUUUAUAGUCUGAGUCAAAAGUGUGUAAUUUUAGACAGUUUCAUUAAUAAUAAUGUCUUCACUCGAGUUAUAUCAUAACAUCAUGCUGCUUUGCUUUGCUUCGCCUCGAGUGAAGUGAGGAUAUAGGCACCUUUUUUUAACUGCUACUGUUUGAUGUCAAACAGUAGUAGUAGAGCUGAGCAAUUAAUCAAUGUAAACAAUGUGUUGUCUGUUUCCCCUCUCUCA